AUGGCACCCCUGACAAUUGACUGGAGUAAAGUUGACCAACCUGACCUCGUCCUCCAACGAUUUGCAAGCAGGCGAUCGCAGGUAUAUGGAACCAAGGGCAUCGUGGCUUCAUCUCAACCACUGGCCACAGAAGCUGGGCUAGAGAUCCUAAGGAGAGGUGGAAAUGCAGCCGAUGCAGCUGUGGCAACUUCGGUAGCUCUGAACGUUACAGAACCCAGUUGCUGCGGUAUUGGAGGGGAUGCGUUCUGCCUGUUCUAUGAUGCUAGAUCAAAGCAGGUCAAAGCGCUUAAUGGGUCAGGCCAUUCUCCCAAGAAAUUGACUUUGGAAUACCUUCGUUCGCGAGGCCUCAAAGGAGGCUCCAUACCAUUGACAGACCUCAACUCCGUCACUGUCCCUGGUGCCGCGGCAGCUUGGGUAGAUACCAUUGAACGAUUUGGAAGCGGAAAAGUAAACAUUGCCGACGUAUUCGAGCCUGCAAUCAGGCUGGCCGAGGAAGGGGUGCCUGUUUCUGAGAUACACAGCUACUCUUGGCAACGUUCAGAAGGACUCAUUCGACAUGCCUCACCAAACCAUGAUGAGAUGCUGUUGAAUGGAAAGGCUCCGCUUCCGGGUCAAAUCAUGAAGUUUCCAAACCUUGCUAAGACAUUCCGCGCUGUCGUAGAGCAAGGAAAAGACGGAUUCUACAAAGGGCAAGUCGCAGAAGCAAUCGUCGAAUUGAUAAAGAGCAAGGGUGGCGUAAUGGAGCUAGAAGACCUGGCAAGCCAUGAAACAUCAUUUGUGGAACCUAUCAAGUACACCUACGCCAAGGAUGUGACAGUCUACGAGUGUCCACCAAAUGGCCAAGGGUUAACCGCUCUCAUCGCCCUUGGGAUCUUGGAACAAAUCCAGGAAAAGGGCAAAAUGAAGCCUCUCUCGGAGAUGGAGCACAAUUCGCCCGAAUAUCUCCACACCUUAGUUGAGGCUAUGAGACUUGCAUUCGCCGAUAGUCGAUAUUAUGUCAAUGACCCUGCUUUCAAUCCGGUUCCUAUCGAGCAACUGCUGAGCAAGGAGUACCUUUCUUCUCGAGCAGACCUUUUUGACCCAGCGCGCGCAAAUCCUAACAUUGUUCAUGGAAAUCCAGUCAACUCGUCGGACACGGUUUAUUUCACUGUGACUGACCAAUGGGGCAAUGCCUGUAGCUAUAUUCAAAGCAAUUAUGCUGGUUUUGGAACGGGAGCCAUUCCCAAGGGCUGCGGGUUUACUCUGCAGAACCGGGGUGCAGGCUUCGUCCUCCAAAAGGGUCACCCUAAUGCGUUAGAGGGAGGGAAAAGGCCUUAUCAUACAAUUAUACCUGCGAUGGCAACACGAGGCGAAGAUUUAUUCCUCUCUUACGGCGUGAUGGGCGGGUUCAUGCAACCUCAAGGACAUGUCCAGGUCCUGUUGAAUAUGCUUCGCGGGUUUACAGCGCAGGCAGCGCUCGAUGCUCCACGGUUCUGUAUAUCUCCGGGCACUCCCAGCCCCGAUGGCACAGACGACGUAUUUGCCGUGGUGAAUAGCGAGGUAUACUUUGAGGAAGGCAUAUCCUCUGAAACAGUAUCUAAGUUAAAAGAAAUGGGACAUGAUGCCCGAGUAGUCAGUGGCUUCGGGAGGGGAAUGAUGGGCCGUGGCCAGAUCAUCCAGAGGAUUGUAGACCAGUCCGGCAGAUUUGUCUGGGGUGCUGGCUCCGAUCCUCGCGCCGAUGGCCACGCAGCAGCUCAGAUAUGACCAAGGCACCUUCGCCAUGAGAUGCCUGGCGAUUCGCUUUGUAUUGAGGAGUGGGCAUGAUUGAUCUACAUUCUUCUUUGCCGUUCACUGCCCACCGCUUGCUGGCUGCGAUACUCUCGCAAAGCUUUAGUCUUGUCCGGCCCCUCGAUUUUCCCCCAUCCAGACAGCGGCACGACGAUGGCUGUGAGAUUAUCUUCGCUUCCCAUCUCCUCUGCGAAUGACAGGAUACGUCUGGCGGCGGUUUUCGGAUCAGGGGCGUUAUGCGCUAAGUCGACAACUUCAUCGUCAGAUACAACCGAAGAGAUCCCGUCCGAUACGAAAACCAUGUAUGCCCAGUCUUCGUCUUCAAGAAGGACGGUCCGUACUUCGGGUUCUGGUGUGACCCCUGAAGGCUUCCACUUGAGAUCACCGAUCGCUCGAGUAUUCUGCAAAGCACCCAUCCAUCUGGACUCGCCGAAAGAAUCUGUGAUGAGUGCUGAGCCCAUCAUUCGCCUCAGUCGAAUUGCUUCUAUCCGGGCAUCUGGGUGGUGUCUCUCGGUCAUCGGCAAGACCUUACCGCCUUUCGUAGAUGCGAGAAGGAUGCGGGUGUCACCAACAUGUGCAACUGUCAAUGCCAGCCUACGCGACGCGAAGAAUGGCUUUGGUGGGUAAUCAAGAGAAUGGAGGAUCGCAACAGAUGCUGUCGAGCCACAUUCUCGUGCUUCGCUCUCUAUGGAUAACAGCCUAUCCACUUCAAAGAACGCCUGGGUCGCUCGAGCCUCCAGGUCAAGAGGUGGUGUGUUCUCGGUUUCAUUCAUCCAAGGCGCGAGAGCGCCGCCCUUGAAACGUUUGAAGUAGCCACCUUGAUCCUUGAUCCAUAGAUAUAAUUCGGGUAUGUGAGCUUUGUCUACAGACUCGAAGAGACCGUGCAAUUCUUGACGAAGGUACUGGGAUACAGUAGAGCCUCCAUGACCAUCGUAUAAUCCAACAAAAACAGCCUGACGCGCGACCAGCUCUGUUAUGCCACCUGGAUUCCAGCUGACCCCAAGUGUCUUUCUGAGGCCAAGGCGAAGCCCUUCUGGGUCUAGAGAGAGUGAUGCAAAGGCAUAAUAAUCUUCCUGGUAGCUUCUAGCACCCCUCGAGUUUGCUACCCCCAUAAUUGUCGGCGAAUUGAGGGGAACUCGGCCAAUGCCACCUGUUGUAGCAAAACGGAUGUAGUCAUGAUAGGACCGAGACUGAAGAUGAGAGCGCAGUGACCUGAAGAAGGGGUAGGAGCAGGAGCGUGUGAAGGCCAUGCAAUGGAAUUUCGGCCAGCAUCGCCUCUGAGCUGCUCAGCAAAGUAAUGGGGGCGAGAGCGCUGUCUCGCUGCGCUAGGCUGGAGGAUGCUCGGGUGAGGAUGUGUUGGUUGGUAC
Messenger RNA from Coniophora puteana RWD-64-598 SS2, 3134 nucleotides. RefSeq names its product gamma-glutamyltranspeptidase. The coding region runs from base 1 to 1743 and encodes 580 amino acids. The record is from RefSeq and is a predicted model, not a curated record. NCBI's taxonomy places the organism in Eukaryota, Fungi, Basidiomycota, Agaricomycetes, Boletales, Coniophoraceae. The transcript has 27 exons.